AUGGCAACAGCCGCUGUUGCUAUGGUUAUCGCUGCUCAAGCUAAUUCUGCUACAGCAGCAGCAGCAUCCCAAGGUGGUGCACCAGCAAGGUCUCGGUUCAAAGCAUACAUAAGAGAGUCUGCUGCUGUCUCUGUGCUGCUGCUGUGUCCAUCAGGAGUUGCUGCGGAGGAGAGACGCACGUUUAAUGGCUUUCGUGCGGCAACAGCUGAUGGUGUCCAUCAGGAGUUGCUGCGGAGGAGAGACGCACGUUUAAUGGCUUUCGUGCGGCAACAGCUGAUGCUACCAGAAGAUACAAGUGCAGGAGUAGCUGCUUCUGCUCCUAGUGCUGAGCAGUUGCGCCUGCAUAAAAAAUAUGCUUUAACGUCUCCUAACGUCGUUUUGUUAACAGAAAAACAACGCCGGACUCUCUUCCAGAGCAGCAACAAGGCAGGCAGCGGCACGAGACUAGAACAGGAACCAGAGCAGGAUCCAGGGCAGCAGCGGCAAGAGCAGGGAGCAUGCUGUGGGGAGAAAACGUCUCGAGGCUGUGGUGAGGCGGCUAAUCUCUCCAUAGCGCUCAUUGAAGAAGAGCUGCAGCAGCAGGAGGAGCGCGGGAACAAGGGGACGCCACUGCUGCUCUCGGCACGUAGCCCAGGAGCAGCCGCUGCUGCUGCAGCUGCUGCAGUGUUGAUGUUACCAGCACAUCCGCCAUUCCCGUGCAGCUCAAGCAGCACUCCACCGCUUCCACUGGAACUCCAUCAACAGUUGGGGGAGCAUCAACAAGAGGAUGGCUGGUCUGCAGAAACUGCGCCAGUUGCUGCGGCGGCAGCAGAAAGCUCUUUGGUCCCGACGCAAGUUGUCAGCGUUGCAGCAACCCCGCGGAGCUGCACCGACUCUUUCCCCCCAGUUCCUGUGACUGCUGUUGUAGGGCCGUCUAGGCAAGCUGCUGCUGUUUCUGCCCCUGCUACUGUUGCCGCUGCUCGCACGGGACAGAGACUAGAGGCCGUCAAGCAGUGCGCCAACCGAGUCCGCGAAGCCCUCCGCCUUGAAAGCAAAAUAUCAGCACUGAUCACUCAUACAGAACGGAGCAGCACGCGCAAAAACUACAGCAGGCGUAGCAGUUGCAGCAGCCGCAGCAGCAGCAGUGAGAAGCUGUUUGAUGGGCUGAAGGAAACGUUCGCAACGCCGCGACCAGCGACCCCUAGGAAUGGGACCUUAGAAGUACCCUCUCAGAUGCAGCGCAGCAACAAGAACAGCUCUAAAACCAAUCUUAAAGUUGUAACGCCGUCACACGUGUCUACUGGUAGCGGCGAGUGGGUUUUUCCUCCCAUGCAACAGCAACUUCACCAAAUUCAGGAACCGCAGCAACAGCGGCAAGAGCAACAGCAGGCUCUGCACCGGUAUGGUGACGAUUGCAGCUGCUCAAACAUAACGUACUUUGAUUCGAACGGACAAGGAACUUCUGGUUUCAGGACUCGGUCCCUGCAGUGUACACCGAGAGCAGCAACUGACAGCAGCAGCAGCAGGAGCUCUAGAGGAGCCCAGCUGAUCACCUCUGGAGCAAAUGGGCUCGUUGCGGCGGCAAAUCCGGCACCGAUAGCUUCAGCCACAGCAGAAACAUUCGCAGCAGCAGGGGCAGCAGCAGGGGCAGCAGCAGAAAAUAUUUCGAAUAAGCAGCAAGAUAGAGUCGUUGUGCGUCUUUCUCUUGGGUCGUUCGCGGGCUCUUCCCUUUCGAAAAGCCCACGUGCCGCCUCUGCCGAGGCUCAGGACCCCGUGAGGCAGGAGGAGCUGCAGCGGAAGCAGUUGCAAAAGCAGCCGGCGCCGCAGCAACAGACAGAGGCCAGGAGAAGGAACUCAAUUGCGCAAUCUCUCAAAGCCCGAGCAGAUGCUUAUCGCGGUCAACAGCAACAGCAACAGCAAGAUGGAGUCCCCCUAACUCCCAAGGGUAGCAUAUUCAGGACAGCGAUUUCGCAGGGCUCUGGCAGCCCAACUCUCAGCAGUUUUGUGAGCAACAAUAGCAGCAGCAGAGCGGCAAUAGGUGCGGUGCAUUUGCCCCAAAAGGUGUUGGCGAAGCUGCCCCCGGAAGUUGACAAUCAAAAGGGCGGUAACAACAGAGUUGAGCGACGAGUGGAACCCACCAGUGAGCUUUUUGCAAGCGAUUGCAUGAACCAAGACGAGGAGGGUGAUGAAAGAGAAAUAGAGCUGUUGCUGGCAUCGGAAGAGGCCCAAUGUUCUUUUGACAAUUGGGGGGUGUCCCCUAUGCAGUGA
This is a messenger RNA of Eimeria mitis, 2247 nucleotides long. RefSeq lists its product as uncharacterized. Lineage: Eukaryota; Apicomplexa; Conoidasida; Eucoccidiorida; Eimeriidae. The record is from RefSeq and is a predicted model, not a curated record.